ACCGCACGCACACGUGGUAUGAAUCGAAAGCUUAGGGGUUAAAUAACCCAUGGUCUAAGCGCAGCAAAUGGUACCUUGCAUUAAGUUGAAUACCCUGACUUUCAGGAGAAAAACUCAUGAGAACCGGCGAUGCAUGUGCUUUUGUGGCAUAUGUAUAAGCGAGCAACUUUCACGAUUGUGGACACAUCGCACAAGCACAGCAAAUUAACACCGUCAAGUUGCAGGUGAUUUUUACCCAUAUCGGUCAUUUUCUCAUGGAUUCCUUGCACGAAGGUUGGUUCAGUGAGUUCAGUACACUGUGGCCUGGUCAAUGUAUGUCACUGAAAGUCAAGGAUGUGCUCUUCCAUGAAAAAUCCAAAUUUCAAGAUGUGCUCGUAUUCGAAAGUGAGAAUUAUGGCAAUGUGCUCGUCCUGGACGGCGUCAUUCAGUGUACGGAGCGGGAUGAAUUCAGCUACCAGGAGAUGAUCUCUCACCUGCCUCUCAACUCCCAUCCUAGCCCAAAGAAGGUGUUGGUCAUCGGGGGUGGGGAUGGUGGGGUCAUCCGAGAGGUCGUCAAACACCCAGAGGUGGAGAGCGUCACGCAGUGCGAGAUUGAUGAGAAAGUGAUCGAAGUUAGCAAGAAAUACCUGCCCUACAUGUCCAGCGGGUUCCAGAGCCCCAAGCUAACCCAGCAUAUAGGCGACGGCUUCGCCUUCAUGGAGCAGCACUGCAACGAGUUUGACGUCAUCAUCACCGACUCCUCGGACCCGAUAGGUCCUGCAGCAGCUUUGUUUGAGAAGUCAUACUACGAACUCAUGAAGAAGGCGCUGAGACCCGGUGGCGUUGUGUGCACGCAAGGGGAGUGUUUGUGGCUGCAUCUGGAUCUCAUCAAGAGCAUGCGAGAAUUCUGCAGGACACUUUACCCGGUCAUUGACUACGCCUACUGUACCAUUCCUACCUAUCCCAGUGGUCAGAUUGGCUUCACCUUAUGCGGUGUCAGUCCUGACACCAACUUCCGGGAGCCGGUGCGACAAUGGAGUAAAGGCCAGAAGAAGGAACUGAAGCUGAAGUACUACAAUGCCGCCAUUCACAGAGCGGCGUUCAUCCUGCCGGAAUUUGCGCGACAGAGCUUAGAAGACGAAGAAGUAAUACCCGAGCAGGGAGUGAACGGCGAGAGGGAAGCACCCAAAGGGCCUAAAGAAGCCACAGCAGGAAACUCGUAAGAGUAGGUUAACGCUAUUGCUAAAAUACACUAAAAAUGGUAACGUGGUUUUUAAGUGGAUAUGAAAGUGUAUCGUGCCUCGGAUUGGGUAUUUUAAUUUGUUCAGAACAGCUGCAUCUUAAAUCUUAAAAAAAAAAAAAACAAAACUGUGGCGUAAUUGGAAUCUUUGGAGUGCUAACUUGUGUUGGGAGGAUGGCGGGUAUGGGUGUGGCUCUGCAUACCCUCACAGACUUCUUUGUCGAAGGGAUAGCUCUGCGCUUCCUGGGACUUUAUUUACUUCUUGAAGAGUCCAUGUAGGUCGCCAUCUUCCUCUUUUUGACUCGGCAUGGUGUGACCGAGAAAAGGUUGACAGUUGCCCCAGAGCAGUUGCCUCAGAAAAUGAAAAAAA
Acanthaster planci (crown-of-thorns starfish) is the source of this 1589-nucleotide messenger RNA. RefSeq names its product spermidine synthase (gene srm). Gene Ontology annotation, biological process: spermidine biosynthetic process. Lineage: Eukaryota; Metazoa; Echinodermata; Asteroidea; Valvatida; Acanthasteridae. Gene Ontology annotation, cellular component: cytosol. Gene Ontology annotation, molecular function: spermidine synthase activity. The record is from RefSeq and is a predicted model, not a curated record.